CCGGGCUUAUUGUUCAAAAUUUCACCUCGCGAUGCUUCUUUGUGAAGCACACACGGCACGUGCAGUGGCAUCCUAUUGUCAGAAAAUCUAUAUAAACGGUACAGCGGUCCAUGGUCAUGCAAUAUCCAUCCACCAGGACAAACCCACCUUCAUCCCCUGCGGCUUGCAGAAGCGCACUAGCAGACUUCCCGAGACACAGAAUCGAUAUGCAGUCUACCGACAGCGCUACGAGCGAUAGUAUUGCUGCUACUAGUAGCGAUACACGUAUCAUUCCACGGACAUCCGCCCCCAUCGCUGUCCCAGCCUGUAUUCCACACUUCUUGUACCACGGCCAGUAUGUCAGCACACAGUACUACGGCUUCGGCAUCGGGAGCGCCGAUGAAUGGGCCCGACUAAGCCGCGUGCUCGGGUUGCCGGAGGAGUUCGGACCGGAGAUCGCGGCCCGAAUAACUGAAAGGAUCAAGCAGCUUGUGGGCUUCGAACCCAGAUUCGCAUGCGGUCUCUUCAUGAAAGACGCACCUGAACCACUGCGCAAGGCUGCAGAGGUAUACGCUGCCGAAGAAUUUGAUUGGGAGCGGUCGCGACUGGAACCUGACAGCCCCGAGUAUCUCAAGGUGAAGCUCAAACCCACGCUUGUGGUGCAGGUUCUGGUGCUGUGCAGAGCCAAGAAUGAGAAAGUGGACGAGAAACGGAAGUUGCCUACGGAGGGGCAGCUCGAUCGAAUGAAGCGUUGGUUGGCGGAGGCUGACAUCUAUGAUGAGCCGUGUUGGUGGGGCAGUUCCAGGCCUUCCAAGCCUCCCACCGAAGUAGACUCCGACUCGGAGUCGGACUAGGUCGAUCUAGUAUACUUAGGACAUAUGUUGGGGUCGUUAAGUACGGCUUGUAACGUGGUAUCAUUACUCACGACGUGGAUAGUCGCAGCGUUCCCGGUCAAUGGUUCAAGUUGAUAGUGCCGAGCGCGAGAUUGGCGCACAUGUUCCUGAAUAAGCGCCAAAGGGACGCAAGUUA
This is a messenger RNA of Fomitopsis serialis, 1008 nucleotides long. RefSeq lists its product as uncharacterized. The record is from RefSeq and is a predicted model, not a curated record. NCBI's taxonomy places the organism in Eukaryota, Fungi, Basidiomycota, Agaricomycetes, Polyporales, Fomitopsidaceae. The transcript has 2 exons. The coding region runs from base 111 to 833 and encodes 240 amino acids.